Messenger RNA from Nerophis lumbriciformis (worm pipefish), 2313 nucleotides. Lineage: Eukaryota; Metazoa; Chordata; Actinopteri; Syngnathiformes; Syngnathidae. The record is from RefSeq and is a predicted model, not a curated record.
AUGAUGUUUCGCGAUCAGGUGGGCGUACUAGCCAGCUGGUUCAAAGGAUGGAACGAGUGUGAGCAGACAGUGGCUCUGCUGUCCUUGCUGAAGAGGGUGAGCCGGACACAGGCUCGUUUCCUGCAGCUAUGUCUGGAGCACUCCCUUGCAGACUGCACAGAACUGCAGGUUCUGGAGGCAGAUGCCAACAGUCCAGAGGUAAUCAGCCAGUGGCAAGGGGAGCCAAAAGAACGUGUCAUUUCACUCGUUCUCAACCAUUUACCACUACUCAAGCCAGGCAACGUAGAAGCCAAGGGGGAGUAUAUGCGCCUACUACCACGCAUUCUUGCGCACACUAUUGAACAUGGCCGUCACCUAGAAGAGUCUCGCCAGCUCUUAUCCUAUGCCCUCAUCCACCCUGCCACCUCCCUAGAGGACCGUGCUGCAUUGGCUUUGUGGCUCAACCACCUGGAAGAGAGGGCCGCUGCUACAGGAGACUCACUCGAAAGGCCGUCACCCGCUGGACCUCAUCACCAACAGUCCACGCCACCAUCUACCCUUACAUCAUCAGGAUCCUCCACAAACAGUUCCUCUUCAAGUAACCCAUAUGGGUUGCAUCACCACCAACGCUAUGGCUCAGACGAUCGCCUAAAUGGGUGGCAAAGCAGCAGAGAUUCAGGGCUGGGGGGAGGCUGGCAGCAGCAGAGCUGCGAGAACGGACACAUGCCGCUCUACCCAUCAUCCUCUGUGCCAACGACCAUCAACACUUUAGGAACUGGUGGAAGUGGUAAUGCCAUCCUAACGAGUGGGAGUGGCAACCAACCACACAGUCCACUGAAGCGCUCAGUGUCACUUACUCCACCAAUGAGUGGCCCAAGCAACCAUCCUAUGGGUCCUGUCUGGUUGUCCCAGGAAGAUCUACGUAGUAGUAGAGGCCCAGCCCCUGAUCACGCUCCCCUUUCCCCCCAAAGCAGCAUUGCUUCCUCAGGCAGUGGAGGAAGUGAACAUCUGGAAGAGGCCAGUCUAGGAGGAGGUUUAAGUCUUCAUCGCAGUUCCUUCCAUGAGGAGGGUAGCGGCAUGAGGGAUGUUCCUGCAUGGCUGAAGAGUCUCCGUCUCCAUAAGUAUGCAGCGCUGUUUUCCACUAUGACAUAUGAUGAAAUGAUGUCACUUACUGAAGAACAACUCGAGGCGCAGAAAGUCACCAAAGGAGCACGGCACAAGAUUGUUAUUAGUAUUCAAAAGCUAAAAGAGAGACAAAUCUUACUGCGCACUCUAGAAAAGGAUGUAUUGGAGGGCAGUAAUCUACGUGUACCACUGCAAGAACUUCAUCAGAUGAUCAUGACCCCUAUCAAGGCUUUCAGUAGUGGUGAAGAGACAUCCUUGCAGCGCCCUCCCAUAAAUCCAGAUUCCAAAAGCUCUACACCUGGGUCCCACCUCACUGGAGGAGGGGGAGAAGCUGAGGCAAGCUCAAGUGUCAUUGCUGAGGGGGAUCUACCAAGUCAGUUUACUCGUGUUAUGGGAAAAGUUUGCACUCAGCUAUUGGUGUCCAGGUCAGAUGAGGACAACAUCAGCUCCUACCUACAACUCAUUGACAAGUGUCUUAUACAUGAGUCCUUUAGUGAAACUCAGAAGAAGAGGCUGUUGUCAUGGAAGCAGCAGGUCCAGAGGCUGUUCAGAUCCAUUCCUAGAAAAACGCUCCUUGACAUUGCAGGUUACCGACCACAUAGAAGCAGUCGUGGAUUUGGUCAAUCUAACUCACUCCCCACCACAAGUUGUGUAGGGAGCAGUGUAAUGGCACGUAGAAGCCUUCGGCAGUUCCAAAUGCCCUCAAGGAGUUUACCAGGGGCAAGGCUGGGCCUUUUGGGCAGCAGUGGUCUGCUAGGACCCACACCUCGCAGCAGCAGCAGCACACCCUCCGGCCCUAAGCAAGGGAGACAGGGUCUGUGGUUUGCUAAUCCUGGAGGCAGCAACAGUAUGCCUAGCAGAACCCACAGCUCUGUGCAACGGACCCGUUCCCUCCCAGUUCACACAACCCCGCAAACUAUGGUCAUGUUCCAACAAGCUGAUCUUCAGUUACCAGUUACGGAGCCAGACAUCAACAAUCGUCUUGAAUCUUUAUGUCUAAGUAUGACAGAGCAUGCAUUGGGAGCCAAAGGUAGAGCUCAACCAAGGGACCGAGAGGCAUCCAAGAAACACAAGCCAACAUCGAUGGGGUUGGAAAAGACACUUCCUGCUAUGCCCAUCGACAUCUCCGCCAGAAAGGCAGGCCCGGAAGAAAGAAGUGAUAAGUUCAGAAGCAGUUCACCAUCAGCAGAGACUGACAUCCUGGGCUGA